Messenger RNA from Paramecium sonneborni, 1628 nucleotides. Lineage: Eukaryota; Ciliophora; Oligohymenophorea; Peniculida; Parameciidae. The record is from the annotation of a GenBank genome assembly.
AUGUUAAUUAUAAGUAUCUAUUAUUUCAAUUAAAUUAGUGAUAAACAAAAAAAAUUUACAAUACUUUUAUUAAAUCAACGUCAAUUUAUUUAUCAUUAUUAGAGGACCUAAUUAAAAUAUUUCUUAAAAUUUCAGAUAAUAUCUUAACUUAAAAUUGUUAUUUGAUAUCUUAUACUUGGUUAAAAUAAAUACAUAUUUCUUUAUGUAAUUAAAUUAUUCUAAAAAUUUUAAAUUUCAUAAUUAUUUAUUAUAGAAUUUUUCAUAGAAUCAAUAAAAAAAAAUGAGAACUAAUAUAAAUAUUGGUUAAAAGAGAGACAGAUCUAACAUAUAGCCGAAUAACUUUGGAAAUAUAUUGAUAACGACAGAUAAAUCUUUCUAUUUUGCAGGUGAAAUUAUAUCUGGUAUUAUCAAAUAAAUAAUUAUGUAGGAAAUAUUUAUUUUAAAGUUACUUAAGAUGGAUUACCAGGAUGCAUUCUUUAUUUGGGUGUCAUAGGUAAAGAGAAAAAUGAAUGGUCCGAAACAACAUAUCAUACUGAAAGAGAAACUAAGACUGAUUAGAAUGGUAAUUAAUUAAUAACUGAAACAAAUACUAAUAAGACUGAGAAUUAUAAAGGAAAGACUUGUAUAUAUUAACAUAAAGUGGAAUUACACAAUUUUGAAAGUGAUAUAUAACCUUUAGGUGACUUUGUUUUUCCUUUUUAAUUUUAACUUAGUUCUAGUCUUCCUAGUUCAUAUUAUGAAGAAGAUAGAGCACAGAUAUCUUACAAAGUGAAGGCUCUUGUUCAAUAUAAAAAAUCUUAAAUACUAUUUAUUAAGCACAGUCAAAAACUCAUAAUUCAAGAAACUUUAAGAAAUUAUUAAAAAUCUCUGACUUAAGAACUUUAGGUAACCUCUUUGAAUUUCUGUUUCAUUAAAAAUGGAGUAUUGAAUUAUUUUUAUGUUUAGCCUUGUUAUGUCAAAUGUAGUAUUAAUAAAUUUCACUUUAUGCCAGGAGAAAAAGUAUAUUUGAGUUUAGAUAUCGAUAACUCUAGGUUUGAUAAACCAAUUAAUAAAUUAGCUAUAAAAUUAUACCAUAAAUUAGAAUUAUGUGAUAAUAAAGGCAACUAAACUUCUUAUACCUCAUUAGAAGGAAACUAUUAAAAUAAAGGAGUUGAAGCAAGGGGUAAGUACUCAAACAAUUGUUGGAUUGUUUUGAGCAAAGAUUUAUUACCAACAGCAAUAGGUAAAUUAAUUGAAUCACGUUACUGGUUAUAAAUUGAAGCCAUAAGUAUUAUAAUAUUUUAUUUCUAGCUGAUGAUUGUUGCUCUUGUUGUUGUAAUUUUUGUUAAAAUUGUGGCUAAGACUGUAGAAGUGAUUGUCCUUGUUGUUGCUGUCCUAGUAAUCCAAAAUAAUCUAACUUAAUUGCUUUCCCUAUUUAGAUUAUUAGGCCUGCCUUUGAAGGGAAUGGUUAAUUUUUAUAAGAACCUUCUGAUUAGAAACCCUAAGUAUUUUAAACCUAAAAAGUUUAUCUAACAAAUCUAAAUAAGUAAGAACAAAAUUAAAAUGUUGUAAAAUAUAAAAUUAAGUAGAUAUUGAGUAAUACAGGAUUAUAAAUUUAGCAAAUGCAGGAUUCUGUGAUGUCGGAAUGA